Messenger RNA from Neomonachus schauinslandi (Hawaiian monk seal), 957 nucleotides. RefSeq names its product olfactory receptor 10J1-like. Bases 28 to 957 code for a protein of 309 amino acids. Gene Ontology annotation, biological process: G protein-coupled receptor signaling pathway. Gene Ontology annotation, molecular function: olfactory receptor activity; G protein-coupled receptor activity. Gene Ontology annotation, cellular component: membrane. NCBI's taxonomy places the organism in Eukaryota, Metazoa, Chordata, Mammalia, Carnivora, Phocidae. The record is from RefSeq and is a predicted model, not a curated record. The transcript has a single exon.
CCACAUUUCAGAUUUAGUAGCCACUCAAUGGAGAGAGAGAACUGUACUCUUAUCACGGAGUUUUUUCUCCAGGGUUUCUCCAGCUUCCGUGAGCACCAGCUCACUCUUUUUGCCAUGUUCCUGGUGCUGUACGCCUUCACCCUGGCAGGCAACGUCAUCAUCGUGACCAUUAUCCGAACUGAUCGUCACCUCCACACGCCCAUGUACUUCUUCCUAAGCAUGCUGUCCACUUCAGAGACUGUGUACACACUGGUCAUUCUCCCAAGGAUGCUCUCCAGUCUCGUGGGUAUGAACCGAUCCAUCUCAUGGGCAGGCUGUGCCACACAGAUGUUCUUUUUUGUAACCUUUGGCAUCACUAACUGCUUCCUGCUCACGGCAAUGGGCUACGACCGCUAUGUGGCCAUCUGCAACCCCCUGAGAUACUCAGUUAUUAUGAACAAGAGAGAGUGUGUCCAGCUGGUGUGGGGUGCCUGCAGCAUUGGGCUGAUUGUAGCUAUGACGCAAGUGACAUCUGUGUUCAGGUUACCUUUCUGUGCCACAAAGGUGGCCCACUUCUUCUGUGACAUCCGACCUGUGAUGAAGCUCUCCUGCAACGACACCACAGUCAAUGAGAUCCUGACUGUGAUCAUCAGUGUGCUGGUGCUCGUUGUUCCCAUGGGACUGGUCUUCAUCUCCUAUGUCCUCAUCAUCUCCACCAUCCUCAAGAUCCCCUCUGCCCAGGGCCGGAAGAAGGCCUUCACCACCUGCGCCUCCCACCUCACGGUGGUCAUUGUCUACUAUGGCUGUGCCUCCAUUGCCUACCUCAAGCCCAAGUCCGAAGAUACCAGGGAUCAGGAUCAGCUGAUCUCAGUGACCUACACCGUCAUCACCCCCCUGCUGAACCCUGUGGUGUACACCCUGAGGAACAAGGAGGUCAAGGAUGCUUUGCUCCAGGCCACUGGCAGGAAGCUUUCCUGA